CAACAAAGCCUAAAAUCUCACUCAUUCGCCUCAAAGACUCGUUCAUUCCUUACAUCGUUGUUUUCGCUGCUUGACUGUCUUAGGCAAACAAAUGUAAUUCCUUCAAUUGUUGUUCUCUUCCAUUCUUUUGGUACUGCGAAGGAGGAGUUUCUUCUUCCGUACCUUGGUAUUUUUAUUAUUUUGUUUCUCCAUAAUUUUUACACCUUUGGAGAGAACCAUAGGCACCAUCUAUUCCUCCAAUUCGUCCAAAUUUAUUCCUUGCCUUUUGCAGUGACUUGUGGGAAGACUGUAGGGAAUAGGGUUAAUUUAUUGUUGUCAUGAUCCUUUUUGUAAAAAAAAAUUUAAGUUCAUGUAAAGCCAUUGAUUUUAGGGUUAACAGUAGGGUUGCCGUUUUCGAACCGGACCACGUUCGAGUCAUUUUUUCAGGCAUUAUUUUUAUCGGCCGGACCUGUCGAGUCUUUUUUGGGCUAAAAUUCGAGGCCCGGUUCGAUCUUUCGAACCGACCCGGGCCUGCAACCCUAGUUAACAGGUCAGGACGUUUUUCUUCCAAUUUAGGAUGUUGUGUUUCUUUUGGUUUUGUUGGGCAAUUUUCCAAUCCCCCCACAACAUUUCUCCUUAUAUGGUAAAGGUUCAACUCCUUUUGGGGAUGUUGUUAUUUUUCCUACACUAUUUUUACAUUCAAUUUCUAGCUAAUUUUUUUUGUAGAUAUUUGUCUACCUCUUCAUCCAAUUGUUCAAUGUAAAACUGAAAAAUCUGCUCGUUUUUCUUCUCUUCACGCUUUAUGUCAUGCUUUUGCUGUUAGCUACAAGAUGGAUAUACAAAUUGGACUUAUUAUGGAGAAAACAAGUAAUUUGUAAUCAAAAUGUAUUUUUGGAGUUUGAAGCUUUGGCAAGUCUCAAAAGUGAGGAAAAGUCGGAAAUAAAUUUUUUCGAAAUUGGAAGAAUUGACGGGGAUGAGGAGGUUUUUGAUUUUACCCGUUUACUUUUAUUUUCAAAUGUUAAAUUGGAAGAACAACAAAAACAACAAGCAAUUCAAUCGUUGUCUUCUCUUCAAAAUGAUUUUUUCGUUUUCAAUGAAAAUACAAAAUGUGCUUGGUCUAAAAUGUCUUCUGAAGAGAUUAAUGAUGAUAAAAUUGAAAACGAAAUUUUUGAUAUUGGCCGAGUCAUUUAA
Molecule: messenger RNA, 1170 nt
Organism: Meloidogyne enterolobii
Lineage: Eukaryota; Metazoa; Nematoda; Chromadorea; Rhabditida; Meloidogynidae
Source: the annotation of a GenBank genome assembly